AUGGAUGACCGGACGACUGCUUUUAUCGUCGGUUCUUCGUACCAACCACUGGACAUAAUCGGGGAAGGCGCUUACGGAGUCGUCUGUUCUGCAGUACACAUUCAAUCACAGCGGAAAGUAGCUAUCAAGCGGAUAACGCCGUUCGACCACUCAAUGUUCUGCCUCCGGACAUUGCGAGAAAUCAAACUUUUGCGCCAUUUUCAGCAUGAAAAUAUCAUCGGGAUACUUGACAUACUCAAACCAAAUUUGGGACCAGACGGAAGCCUAGAUGGCAUGACGGAGGUGUAUCUUGUUCAAGAGCUGAUGGAGACUGAUCUCCACCGAGUCAUCAGAACACAAGAGUUGAGCGAUGACCAUUGUCAAUAUUUCAUCUACCAAACACUCCGUGCACUGAAAGCACUACACAGUGCCGACGUUUUGCACCGGGACCUCAAGCCGUCCAACCUUUUAUUAAAUGCAAAUUGCGAUCUGAAGUUAUGUGACUUCGGGCUCGCCCGUUCGGCACGUCCUCCUCCUGACCACCCAGUAGACGCGUCGACAUUCAUGACAGAAUAUGUCGCUACCAGAUGGUAUCGCGCUCCAGAGGUCAUGUUAACCUUCAAACAAUACACCAAAGCCAUCGACAUUUGGUCUCUUGGCUGUGUUCUCGCAGAAAUGCUGUCCGGAAAGCCCCUCUUCCCUGGUCGAGAUUAUCACCACCAGUUGUCAUUAAUCCUCGAUGUCCUGGGUACCCCUACGCUUGACGAUUUCUACGCUAUCUCAUCCUCCCGUUCGCGUGAAUACAUCCGUGCACUACCCUUUCGAAAAAAGAAAGUCUUCGGAAAACCCGUCCAUGAAGGUGGCGUCAAAGGCUUUGAGGGCAAAAAUCCUCUUGCUAUUGAUCUUAUGGAAAAAUGUUUAAGCUUUAAUCCGAAAAGGAGGAUUGACGUCGAGGGUGCUUUAGCUCAUCCCUAUCUCGCACCCUACCACGACCCAUCCGAUGAGCCCGGCGCUGAGCGCAUUGACAGCGAAUUUUGGUCUUUUGACACCUUCAACAAUGGAAAAGGUCUCAGCAAAGAAGAGCUCAAGGUUUUAAUCUAUGAAGAAGUUAUGCGUGGGGCAUAA
This is a messenger RNA of Lentinula edodes (shiitake mushroom), 1104 nucleotides long. Its product is annotated as mitogen-activated kinase. The record is from RefSeq and is a predicted model, not a curated record. Gene Ontology annotation, molecular function: ATP binding; MAP kinase activity. Gene Ontology annotation, cellular component: nucleus; cytoplasm. The transcript is spliced from 4 exons. The coding region runs from base 1 to 1104 and encodes 367 amino acids. Lineage: Eukaryota; Fungi; Basidiomycota; Agaricomycetes; Agaricales; Omphalotaceae. Gene Ontology annotation, biological process: intracellular signal transduction; protein phosphorylation.